Gasterosteus aculeatus aculeatus (three-spined stickleback) is the source of this 2197-nucleotide messenger RNA. NCBI's taxonomy places the organism in Eukaryota, Metazoa, Chordata, Actinopteri, Perciformes, Gasterosteidae. The record is from RefSeq and is a predicted model, not a curated record.
GGGCAUGUGACCGCCGCCAUUUUGAAGUCAUGCCCGGAAAUGCGUCAUUUUACGAAUGGAAACGUAAACCAUUUUUGACGAUGAUGUGCGUUGUUUUGAUUGGAAAUUUGCCAUUUCAGGGGGUGUUUUAUGCGAUGGGCGUUAGUUUUGACCGGAAACACGGGACUGUAGGAGGGGUUUCAUCAUAUAUAUAUAGAGGUGUUAUUUGGCGCCUCGAUCGAACUUUCCUUUUGGACUGGUUCACGCUCCAGGAUUCUUAGUGAAACAGCAGAGGCCUAUCCCAGUGUGGUCCCAGUGGCGUCUUCUUCUUCUUCUAUUCAAAGGUAUUUACACCUUUUAGAAAUAGAUGACAACUCGCAUCGUAUACAUGGGAGUCUUGAAAAACUGAAAAAGGAGAUUGCUGCACUCAAUUGUCUACCAACAACGACUACGUGCCCCAACCAGGGAGCUGGCACAGAGUCGACAUCUCGGGAAAAGUCGGCUGACCGUCGCUGUCAAACAGGGGUUGCAGUAGGGAGCAGCUUGACCUGUCAACACCAACAAAGGACACAUGGUACUAUCCAGAAUGUUUGACUGACGAGGAAAUGCUGCAGGCGGUCUGUGACUAUGAAGAAGAGAGUACUGCAAUAGGAGCAACAUCGGCAGAGUGUGUAACCCCAUUUCAACAAAACAGAGCAGGUAUACCCACAGAACCCACGGUGGUGAUUGUGCACCCGAGGGACACCGCUAACCCCUUAUAUGUAGAGUUGAUAAAUGAAAUCAGUGAACUGCGGCGUUCCAACACCGCAUUAAAAGAGAUAGUAACCGAUCUAUGUAAGAAACAAGAGGAGGCUAGACAAACACAGGACGCCAAGGGCAGCUCCAUAAAACAAUACCUGAUAGCUCAGAAUGCAUCCAGUGAAGCUAUCAUAGCUCUACUUACAAAUAAAUUAUAUCCAAGGUAAUCUACUAGGCAUGGUGUCUAUAAGGGGUGGUGUCUAAAUAAACAAUACAGACGUGUAGUAUGGCUCCCCCCAGAAAAGUUUUGAAGAGGGGCACGGAUGAUAUACAUCGAUCAGGGGAUAACCAUAAUAAUAAUGAUGAUGGGUAUAGGGUCCUGUUACAGAAUACAGAGGAACAGCUUAAAAGCCUUCGUGCACUGGUGGAGAGAUCGCGCGUUGAUGCUGCUGCUGCUGCUGCUGCUGCAUACCCUGCAGAAGCUUUUCAUGAUGUUGACAGAAUUCAUUAUACAGAACAACAUUCAUCGUAUCUAGAUAGCGAGUAUGCAGACUUGGUCAGUGUCCUAGACCCAGGGUUUAAUACCUCCGGCGCAAAUAGCCACGUGUUGGAUCAUGCAGACGGCCCACUUGUGUACACAGACAAUGAUGCAGGGGCUGGGGGGUGUGUGUUGGCAGAAAUAUGUGACGACCGGCUGAAUCAGAUGGGGGCAAAUGGAGAUGUGGAGCAUGAACAGGGUGUUGGGGGGCCUGCUGAGGGUCAAGAGGGAGGGUCAUGGGAGCAGGCCCGAACAGAAGGGGGGCAUGAUGAUACACUAACAGGAGGAGGAGGGGAGAUAAUGAGGGGGGGUGAGACCUCCUCAGGCAUAGAGGGAAGGACAGUCACCAUGAGAGAGAUGCCUUCAUUCAAUGCAUUUGAGCUUAGACAAAGGGUUGAUUUCAGAAACGUGGAUCUUACUGAACUCGAGCAAAUCCCCUACAUGGUCAGAGAAAGAGUGGCGGGUGUAAUUGAUAGAGCUGUAGAGGCCUCUCCGGCUGGUAGUGUGCUGAACGUUUUGUUACGGGGACCUUCAUUGGCUAGUGACAUACAAGCUGUUCUACGCGUAAACGAGUCGUACAACUCUGACUUGUUUAUGGAGCAAAUUGCACAAGUGAUACAGAGCAAUGAUGAGACUAUAACGGAUGAUGAAUUGGAAUUAGUGAUCACCGUAGCUAAAAAUAGAAACGGUGGGGGUUAUUUAAAAUUAGCAAAUGUCCCAUAUGAUGUGAUAUUAUCAAAGAAGGGUCGGUUUCGGCACACCCCUGACAAUACUGAUAAUAACCUGUGCUUUUCGCUCUGUUUAGCACAUUUUAAUCAUCCAGACAUGUCCCUGCAAGAUAAAGUGAGAUUUGCAACUCAACUACAUAGAUCGUUGGGUUUUGGACCAAUGCACAAGGCCUCAUUCUCCGAUGUAGAUGCUUUUGAAAGACAUCUGGGUUAG